This is a messenger RNA of Naegleria gruberi, 696 nucleotides long. Its product is annotated as CAP-GLY domain-containing protein. Gene Ontology annotation, biological process: tubulin complex assembly; cytoplasmic microtubule organization; post-chaperonin tubulin folding pathway. Bases 1 to 696 code for a protein of 231 amino acids. Gene Ontology annotation, cellular component: microtubule plus-end; nucleus; cytoplasm. The transcript has a single exon. The record is from RefSeq and is a predicted model, not a curated record. Gene Ontology annotation, molecular function: microtubule plus-end binding; alpha-tubulin binding. Lineage: Eukaryota; Heterolobosea; Eutetramitea; Acrasida; Naegleriidae.
AUGGUUUGGUUAAUUAUCACUCACUCAACAAUGGAGUUGAGAACAGAAAAGCAAUUUGAUGAGGGUAUUACAGUGGAAGAGUUGAAGAAAAAGUUGUAUCCGAUUGUCGGAACAGAACCUCAAUUUAUGAAUUUACAAUUAUUUUCAAAGGAAGAAGACACAGUACCAACAGUAUCCAGUUUGAGUGACGGAAAGACAUUGUUUGAAUAUGGUAUUCAGAGGGAUAGAAUGAGAAUUCACGUCAUUGAUACUGAUCCUAAUAAUAAGAUUUCAUAUGAGGAUGAGGAAGUUGAAAAAUAUGUGAUUAGUGAGGAAGAUUAUGAUAAAAGAGAUGAUACAUUCAGAAAGUGGAAGAAAAAGAAUAUUGAUCCAUUUGUUUCCAAAACUACAAAGCCACUCUCUGCUGAAGAAGAAAAAUAUAGCUCGCCCUCAAUAAUAGAAGGAAUUGAAAAGGAAAAUAGAUGUGAAUUGAAAGAAUCGAAAAUGAGAGGAACAGUUAAAUUUGUUGGAAAGGUACAAUUUGAUAAAGGUUAUUGGGUGGGAGUUCAAUUGGAUGAACCACUCGGCACCAAUGAUGGUUCUGUCAAUAAGAAGAAAUAUUUCACUUGCCCUCAAAAGCACGGCAUCUUUAUUAGACCAGAUCAUAUCAAUGUGGGAGAUUAUCCAGAAGAAAGUUUUGAUUUUGAAGAAUACUAG